Messenger RNA from Doryrhamphus excisus (bluestripe pipefish), 4379 nucleotides. RefSeq names its product semaphorin-7A. Gene Ontology annotation, biological process: negative chemotaxis; semaphorin-plexin signaling pathway; neural crest cell migration. Gene Ontology annotation, cellular component: plasma membrane. NCBI's taxonomy places the organism in Eukaryota, Metazoa, Chordata, Actinopteri, Syngnathiformes, Syngnathidae. Gene Ontology annotation, molecular function: chemorepellent activity; semaphorin receptor binding. The record is from RefSeq and is a predicted model, not a curated record.
AAAAGCUGCUGCGAGGUGGAGCUUCUUCUCAGGCGGACUCAUCCAAGUCAGCAGCCCGGCCAGCAGCGCUCAGCAGCGGCAGUUAGGAGGCAGUCGGGACGUGAGGAGGGAAGGAGGAACAACACUGGGAUUGUUAUAGUCUAGGAUUCCUUUUGGAGACCAUGAGUACCAAGAUGAAGUGUAUGUUCUUCAUGUGGCUUUUUGCCGCCGCUGUCAUCGCCAAGUCUCCGAGACUCAAAUUUGUGGUGCACGAACCUUCCCGAUUCCACUUUGACAAGCCUGAGAACUACAUCAGCAUGUACCACCAGGAGGGAAGCAACACGCUGUACGUAGGCGGCCAGGCAAUGAUCUACGUGCUCAACUUUAACAACAGAGGCGUACACGACCUGCAGAUCCCAGCACCCUCAGACCAGACAGCCAUUGACACCUGCAAGGCCAAGGCAGCACCACUUGAGCUGGAGUGUGAUAAUUUCAUCACAGUCCUUGAGAAAGUCAACGACACCUUCAUUGUAUGUGGAACAAAUGCCGGGAGUCCUCGCUGCUGGAUGCUAGUUAAUGACACAGUGCUGACUGACGUACAGGGGGUCGGACAGAUAGCGUCGCCCUCCGACAUCUCCCCACCUUACCCUUCGCAGCGGUCCAUCAGCCUGCCCGCAGAUGGGAGUCUGUACUCCGCCAUGUCGUCAGUGGGAGGUCACGCUGGUUCUAUCCGCCGUACGUUUGGAUCCCAGAAGCUCCUGAAGACAGAGAACAUUUGGCUGCUAAAUCCACAGUUUGCUGGAGCCGCAAUCAUCCCAUCUUCCCUUAAGUACAAGGAGGAGAUCUACUUCUUUUUCAGUGAGUUCAACAAAACGGCCCGAGUGGACGAAGAGCCGUACAGGGCCCGCAUCGGCCGGAUCUGCACGGUGGACGAGGGUGGGAUCAAGGCCCUACUGGCAGAUUCGUGGACCACCUUCAUGAAAGCACGGGUCAUGUGCGGUGCCGGAAACACUCAGCAGCAGUAUAACAACAUGAAGCAGGCGGUGGUUCUGACUGCUCAGGACAAGCGGGCCGGUGUCAUGUAUGGCCUGUUUUCCAACGCAUGGGGAAGAACCGUGAUUUGUGCCUAUUCCAUAGAAGACAUUGACCAGGCCUUCUCCACGUCUAAACUGAAGGGCUACAGCAGUUCGUUCAUCGGCAGUCGCCCCGGAAUGUGUGGGCGGAGAAAUUCCACGGCAGGAGGUCACAACGACAUUAAAAACCUGGGCGUGAUUCGAUACCACCCAGAAAUUGAGGACGUGAUCCGGCCUGUAGGCGUGGCUCCGCUUGACCUGCCGACAGAUGACCAAAUCACGCAUACGGUGGCAGACAUCGUCCUCGCUGUCAACGAUGAGCACUACAGCGUCCUUUACCUCGGAACAGAACAAGGAAAAGUCCUCAAAGUUCUUCACAGCAGCGAGGGUGUCUUCAUCAUCUCUCAGUACUCCAUGUUUCGUAACGAGGGGCCCGUCCUCAACAUGGCCAUCGACCCACAAAAGGGACACUUGUACGUUGCCACGGCGAUGGAGGUCCAGCGACUCCCACUGGCCGACUGCGGUCGCUAUGGCAACACAUGCAGAGAGUGCAUCCUCUCCAGAGACCCAUAUUGCGGCUGGGACAAGACCAGGAGGAGAUGCAUCGCCAUCCCGCCAGGAUACAACGUCACGUCUGGAACACUCGUUCAAAAUCUGGACCAAUCCAACUCGUCAGUUUGUGGGGAAGCUGCUGCCCUGAAGCUGCGCCGCACCUCCCCCAGAGAAGUGGUGGUGCAGUCCAACACCUCGGUUUUUCUACCGUGUCCCGUGCGCUCCUUCCUCGCCACGUACCGCUGGGAGAAGGACAACUGUGUCAAGAACUACCCCUGUCUCUUCUCCGGUGACUUCUGUGUCCUGGGACCGGUGGUGGACACGCCCCUUAAGGAGGGCAUCUUCCGCUGCAUGGCCACGGAGGACGGAUUCAAGGUGGAGGUCAUCUCCUUCAAGCUCGUGAACCACGGCGGGCUUCUGGCCGCCUCCUUUGCCUCCACCUUGGGGCUGUCACUCCUGCUUGCCAUGGCCACUCUUUGGCUUCAUUAACUGCAGCUAACGCUAAUGCUAACCACGUACCCUUAAUGACAGGAAAUAGAGUAGAGGUUUGGUUCACUGAGAAUUCAAGUCUUAAAGUCAGCAAAAUAACAAAAUCAGUAUCCAAAAAAGUGAAAAUUUGGCCUAAAUUUGGCUCUAAGAGCUUCAAACUGCAGUUGAACGCAUGAAGAUCUUUGUGAACCUUCCCUCUCUAACUGUAAAAGCUAAACAUAUCCUAAGGGUUAGGCAAAAAACACCAAUACCAGGCCGAUUCUUUAUGACCGUUUCUUUAACUAUUUUGACUAGAUUGUGCUUCUUUGUGGAUAUGUCGAGCUUUAAUACUGCUCUUACGUCUUGCAUCACUCCAUCUCAUUAGUCGUUUGAAAACAUGUCUGGUAUUGAGAUUUUCAAAGCCUUAACACUUCUGGGACAUCAACUCCUAAGCACAAGUUUGCAGUUCCUGCAGAAUUUUGCGCAUUCUGUUCGACUCAUCGCUAACAGUCGCGCAGGUGAGGUUGGGCAACAUUGCUAGGAGGAAGUGAGAAUUUUUUUUUUGACAGGAAGUAGGAGAAUGAGUCAGAGCUUAUUCCUGACCAUCACUGUGUCUCAGCACGUCCUCCUCAGACAAAGGCAGUUUCUUGCAUCUCUUUAACAUCAGACAUUACACCUUGUUAACAGCUUUAGCUUUCUACAUGCCGUCACCAUCUGUCCUCCUUCUAAAAGGUCAAACACGUCAACUGCAGCACCUUUGGAAAGUUAGCUGGACCAGAAAGCAGCAAAUUAAGACUGCCCUUUUAUGAGCCUUGCUUAGAAUCUUUGGUAAAUGUCAGUUUGGGUCAGCGUUGAGGCAAGAAAAACUGGUGUGGACCAAGCAUCAUAACUACGGUAUGUUACUAGUAGAACGCCACAGAACACAAACGCUGCAUAAAGUUGUGAACAAGGUGUCUCAUUAAUAAGUUCAACCAAGCCAUGCAGACAUUAGCGCACGGGCAGACAAGAAAAAAAAAAGGCUUGUAUUUUGGUUUGUGAUGUUCUGUAUUGAAUUGCUGCCAGUGCUGAUUUCUACCAUUGCUGCCUCUCUAUGUGACGAUUUGUCUUGAUGGUUUGGAUUUUUAAUGCCAUAGUUAGAAUGUGAUAUGUACCCAUGUUUUCUAACCAAGUCUCAAAGCUGUGAUACAAACUAACUUGUCAGAUCACGUUUCAACAGUAUUCACAACCGACUGUCUCCCUUAAUUUAUAUUUAGGUUCAAAAACUUCAACAUAAUCUUUUCUGCGGAUUCCAUAGAAAACCGAAGACUCUGUAGCGUUGACCUGUGUAGCUGAUUAGCGUGUUCUCCAGAGCUCCGGCAUGAUCAUUCAGUAAUGUGACAUCAAUCUGGAAGUGUCAGGCUGUCCACUGUGGCCCACAUAUCAUUAAUAGCUAAUUAGGAUCCAGCUCAUUGUGCUCCUGUUAGAUUUUACGAGCAAUGAGGAGCUGAAAGGCAAGCGUUGCUGGUUGCAGAUCUGCUUGCUUUUCUGCAAGGCGAUAACACAGACAAGCGGAUACAAAUAACAAGAAAGAUGUCAAAAUCAAAGCUGAUUUGAGCCAACAUCUUCCUUCCUUGUCAACAAUGCAUGCACACUACAGCAGCCAGUAAGCCAUCGUAUUAACCGCCAUCUUACGACUAGGACUUGCCGCCUUCUUGCCUAUAGCUAACUUCAUAUAGACCGUAAACUUUUUGAUAAAACCUCCUUUAUAGCUACAGAGCAUCACAGCUCAGUUCCUGCUUUUUCCAACCAGGAAGAAGCGUCAAGUCAUGACCUGCAUGUUAUUUAAAUACAAACAUUUGCAACACAAACAAUAGAUUAGGUGAACAAGAUUUUACACACCAAGCGGCCUGCGUCACAACUAUGGCGCGUGCAAAAUAGCAUCCUCUGUCUUCUUUUCUUCAACCUAAAGUGGGCCUUCAAACGGUCGCCUUAUCGGAAAACCAAUAUGUCCGCCAUUCAGCCCGCCAUCUUUGUUCACAGCAACCGGGCGCGUUGCCUUAGGAAACCGUUAAGGCAGACGCUGCCCCACGCUGUCGUGUCGUUCUGAGGUCUCGAGUGCUGUAUAUGAUGUGUGCCCGCCAUUGUGUCAUUUUAAAAGUCAUGAGUCAAACUCUAUUAUACCCAUAAUAUAUUAAUAAUGUCAUUAUUUUUGAAGGUCAUAUACAGUAUCUGGUGCAAUAGAUAUUCAUGUAACAAAUCAUUCAUGUAACAAAUCCGCACGUGUUAAACACAUGUGCGCUGAAAACCAAUAAAACAGGAGAAAAAGAA